Messenger RNA from Neoarius graeffei (lesser salmon catfish), 6294 nucleotides. Its product is annotated as coiled-coil domain-containing protein 180-like. The record is from RefSeq and is a predicted model, not a curated record. Bases 1 to 4404 code for a protein of 1467 amino acids. Lineage: Eukaryota; Metazoa; Chordata; Actinopteri; Siluriformes; Ariidae. The transcript is spliced from 38 exons.
AUGACUGAGACUCGGGUUGUUCCAAGUGGAAAGGUUUACCAACAAAUGUUUGACGCUCAGGCUCACUUAUCACUGUCUAUUCAUGAAAGGAGGAGGAGGCGUGCUGCACAUGCAGGUUCUCUGAGUGAGGAUAGCCCCAUUAGCAGGAACACAGACACUGGAUCCGAUCAGCAUCCUCUAAGGAGUCAAAGUGGGGCUGAGCAGUGCUCUGAGGUCACUAUGAGAAACCAGCUUUUUUCAGGAACACAACCUGUAUUCAGCAUAGACCAGGAUGAUCAUGAAGAGAUCAGAGGACUGCCUGACAGUGUCGUUUCAGCAAAGACGGGCUCAGACAUCGUUGAGCGACUCAAGAAGAAAAAACAAAGGGAACACAUGGAAGCUGUCACUCAGCUCCAAAGAGAGUUUACUGAGCUCAGUGCGGACUUUGAGUCAUUGGUGAGAGAGACUGGGGAAGAUUUCCUUCUCAAACUAUCAGAAUAUGAUGAGGAGGUGGAGAGAUCGAUGCAGAAAACAGAACAUGGUGCUGAUUUAGAAUCCUUCAGCCAGCAGGAUCUACAUGAGAUUUGGACCUGUGUAAGCCAUGAGUUUGCUAUGAGGAGAAAUUGUAUCCAGGAGUUGGAUGAGCUAUUUGUCAAAUAUGAGCUCGAACGAGCAGCAAUGAUUACUGCAGUGCUACAGAAAUACACAAUGAAACUUGAAAAAAUCAGUUAUCUGUUGCCCAGUGAUAUCCACCGAUUAAUUAAUAAUGAAGCUAUGAUGAUAAAUCAAGCAUUGCUGGCAAACAGACGAGCUGUGGCUAAACUCCAUUUGAACCUGAUGGAAAAGGAUUUGCAGAAAGAGGUUCUUUACCACCAGAGAUGGCAGACAAACCUUCAGAACUGGAAAAAAAUCAAGGUUGCUGUUGCAGUCAGCCAGUUUAAAGACUUCAUGAACAGCCCUGAAAUUCAAAACCCCAAAAAUGUACAAGACGCUUUAAACACCAUGCAGACAAAACAAAAAGCAUACAGUGAGCAACGCCUCAAAAUCCUUGAGCAAGUCAGAAACAUGACCCCACCAAACUGCUCGAAAUCAUCCGCUGCUGAAUGGUACGCCUCUUUAUCUUCAGUGAAUGAGCAAAUUGAUUGCAUGCACACGGAGACCAUGACAAAACUGCGUGAAUAUUAUGAGAAUACCUGGCAAGACUGUUCCCUGGAAGUUGAACGCGUCAAGAAUGAAGUGUCUACCUAUGGAGUCACCUCAGACCAGAUACAAGACGUUGUUAUUAGUGAGAUGGUGCCUCUUAUUGGCAAAUGCCAGACCCAAGCGGAGGAGCGUUUAGCAGCAAUGGAAAAAGCCUUUGAGGGUUUGGCCAAAACUACUGCAUUCCUGAGUAAGUCUUUGUUCAAAUUUGUGCAUGGGGCAGCUAAUAUUUGGGACGUGCACAGCACAGGUCUGCAGAGGACUGAGCAGCAGUUGCAGGAUUCUCUCAAGGAAGUCAGCAAGAAGUAUGAAGAAAAGAAGGAAAAAAAAGAGGCUCGGCUGGAUGUGAUGAUGGACAAACUCAGGCAGGAAAGCACAAAGGAGGCCCUCAAAGCUGGACUGGAGCAGAUACUUAACUUUUUAGAGGAAAUUAAGGAAGGAUAUGUCAGUCUCUAUAAGGAGGGAGUUGAUACAGUGGAGAGGUAUCCUGUAAUGGUCCUAAAAGAAAUACCCCCAUACAGCAUUUCAGUCAGUCGAUACUUCAGUGUCAAUGAAAUAUACAGUCAGGACCCAGAGGAGCUUCAGAUGCUUUAUCCUUCACUUAUCCUUGGUGCAAGUCAGACAUCUCGCAUAAAGAAGUCACCCUCAGUAAAUCUUUGCCCAAAUGCUUUCCAGAAUAUUACUCCUCAAGCACACACUCCAGAUUUAUCCCACACUGAGGAGAAUAUUUAUUUUUUUUCCUCACAGGAGUUCAGAGACUCUCAAAACAAUGAAACUUUCACAACAGUAAAGGGAAAUGUCUACAGCUGCCCUGUAAUACAGUGUGAAGAUGCUGAAGAGAUUUUCAAUGUUAUGGAAGUAGAAGCAGUUUUGUAUCCAAAAAGUCUCAUAGUUGAAUUACAAAGAGAUGUAAGAAAGAAAUUCUUUAAUCACCUUGAGGAGAGGAAUCAGGAGGUUCUGAAUCACGCCGUGGCCAUCAUGGAAGCCAAGAAAGAGAAGCUGAAGUCUGAACUGGAUCUCCGGCUCCAUCUCCAUCAGCCUCGAACCAAGAGGAUCGAGAUGGACAUUUACAAUGUCCGAGCAGCCGAACUGAUCUUACAUAAAGAUCGUGUGGAUAGACACUGUGACGGUGUUCUACAGGCUCUAGCUGAUUUCCGAACCGACUUCAACAACCUCCAGGUCACACAGCGCGAUAAAACUGAAGAUUUUUGUGCUAAAAUUUCCAGCAUGGAGGACAUGUUGUACACUGCUACCAAGUCUGACACGCUGGUGAAACUUGGUGAUUCACUGCAAAUCAGCUUAGCUGAACACAUGAAUAUCAUCCUGGAAUUACAGAGACAAUUUAGACAAAAUACGGAGUCCAGAUUUCAGGACCUGAGAGAGGCCAGUGCACAAUUAAUGAAGCAUUUCAAGCUCUUUAGUGAAGGAGGUAAUUUUACUCCAAAAGAGAUUAAGCAAUACACGAAGCAGCUAGAGAAGAUUGCUAAACGCAUCGACUCAGCUGAUGAGGCUCUAAUGCUGGACAUGGAGUGUGCAGAAUCCAAAUGCCUGGACCAGGCAAAAGAUGCAAUCAGGAAGUUUGAAGAGAAGCUCCAGUUUCUGAAAGUGGAUCUAAUAUUUCUUGAGAAAAUCCAAGGAUUACUCACAAACACCCAAGUCCAGAUUAAAUCAGAGGUCAUGAAGAGCAACGCUCACAAAAAAAAGAUCAACACUGUGAUGAGUGAACUGAAAGAUAAGCUUGAUGCCUGCACCCAACUCGGUCUGGAUAACAGGGUAACAUCUGGUGACAUUUUUGGUUUAACAUCUUCCCUGAUAGAAGAACUGAGAAUGAGAAGUCAGUAUCUGGACUGUUAUCUGGACCUUUCUAUGGCUGUUCCACUGCCUGACACACCUCUGCAGGGGGCAUUUGCUGUGGAUGCUUGUUCAGGGUCACAUACGCAGGAGAAGGUGGGAAGCCCAGCUACGGAUCCCCUUCUCCAGCCCAGCAGAAUGGGAAGUACCUUCAUGGAUGACAAGGCUGUAGAGGUGAUCAGAGGACUGCAAAGGAUAAGCAAACCUCAAACCUGCCAAGAGAUCAGUGUAGGUCUUAAAGCGACAAAGUCAGCAGCUCCUCUCAGAACAAGUUCUCCUCCAGUGUCAGUUAACUCACAGAGGGUGAGAAGAUUGACCAAACCCACUCGGUUCAGUAAGAGAUUCCAAUUCCAAGUGUUCAGCCCUAAACCUGAUGAUCAACAGGAAAUCCUCACUUUUAAAGGUUUGAUCACUAACAUUCUGUGGGAAGCCAAUGACCGCCUUCUUCAGGAAGCUGAGGACUUCUACAAGAAAAAGGGGCGCCGCUUGGUCAGCCGUCCUCAGUAUAUUCAGGAAUCUUUUGAGCCGUGUGCCGAAGACUUGAACAAGAGACUCCUUGUCUACCAAAGUCAAUCUGAUGAGUACCACCAUAGCUGUGUACAAGAGUUCUGUAAGCAGCUGAAGACCAUUGAGGAGAUGGUCUGUGAGAUACCUGAAGCACUUCUAACAAAACUGAGAGAUGAGCAUUUGGGGGACCUGAGUCAGAGUUUGACACUCAUCCGCCAGCAGUUUGAACGGACUCGGCAACAAAGUGAAGAAAAGAAGAGAGAACACAGCGGUCAGCUGUCUGUACGUCUGAGCCACCCGGCUUGUGAGGAAGAACUGAACAGGCUGGUCACAGCUGAGGAUGACCGGCAGGAAGAACUGAGGAAGGCUAUUACAAAUAACAGACUGGAACUCCAGGCGUGUAUUAAGAAGAAUGCAGAUGAGUUUGUGACUGCACUUGCCACAUUGACAGAGAACUUGCUCUUCCAAUUGGACAACAUCCUUACCGUUGACGAGAUCCAAGGUGGAUCCGUAGAACCAAAGCAGGAAAACAUCAUAACACUUGUUCGGAAAACAAAAGCGGAUCCUGUGCAGGAAGAGGAUGAGAAGAGUCCUUUACUGGGGAGAGGGAGCAGAGCGUGGCCAGGAGUUACUUACUUUGGGACCACUGAACGAGAGACAGCCACCAUCACUACAGCUAAAACCACAACGGCACACUUUAAGGCUAUGGAGGUUCGAAAUGCUCUGCAUCAGAGUUAUGAGCAGAGGCUCAUGGAGGAGCUUGAGAGUGUGGAGAAAUCCAGGCAGGAACAGGAGGCAGAGUUGUUCCAUUGGCAACAGCACUGGAGAGGCCAAUUAAAGACACUCUCUACACUCAACUCAGAAUGACUGUGAGGGAUUAGUGGACAUUCUCUGUCAGGAACGAUACUGGAACAAUACAACCCCGCCCCCAAACCGGAAGCAAGCACGUUACCAUCUUUAUUGGAGACGUCUAUAGAAUCAGCUCUGGACAGCAAGGAGUCACAGGGUUCCUACGCAGUAUGGAAAAGUAUGGAAUUUGAUUUUAGUAGUUUCCAGGUCUGGAUAAGUAUGGAAAAAGGAAACUAGAGUAUGGAAAAACAUUUCUGUUUCCAGACUAUUGCCACGACUUUCUUUUCUAAAAUAUAAAAUUAAACCAAAAUGUUCAAACUAGUGUGAGUCUGAUGUUGUUGAAUUUAAGGAAGGCAAGACGUGCAUGCAAUAUGUCUGAGGUGAUUGCUGUGGCAUCUGCCAUCAGUGAACUAUCUGAGGUUAGCACAUUGGGCUAUGUCGUACUUAUGCAGAACUAAAAAAAAAAUUGGCACAAAUGCACAUUACAAAUGUAAGAAAGGGUAAUUGCAAGUUUUACCAGUGUUGUGGGGCGUGAAUGAUGACAAAUAUCGUGUGUGUGUGUGUGUGUGCACGUAUCAGUGUUUGAAAUUGGCACCCACUUCCUGCCAAAUGUGAGUGAUUUUGCUCAGCCUACCAUACACAGUGGUGGGUAAAUAAAAACAGCAUAUAUAAAUAAAAGAAAUAAUGCAAUUGUAACAGAAGUAUUUGUGGCAUUCCACAACGCAGUUUGAAUCACGAGUCCACUUGUUCCACCUGGACACUUUAAUGACGACAAUCUCAUUAAAGUGUCCAAGCGAAACAAGAAGACCCGGAUUCAACGUGGCAACCUGAGCGUAGAACGCUAACUAGCGCCAACUUGAGCAUAGAACACUAACUACCGAUUGAUGGUUAAAGAGAAUUACCUUAGGUCAGGCAACCUGAGCUAGCGUUGCAGCAAACAAACAAACAAACAAAAAUCUUAGAUCAUUAGGGAUUAAGUGGUCCGAGACGCAGGCCAAAAAACAUUUGUUUAAUGAUGAAUGGAGAAAAGCCAACAACAGAGAGUCCCAUGAAUGGUUCGUGGUUUGUUUGUUUUGAAAUCUGCCCAACUUAUCAAACAUAACUUCCAUCAGUUCACAGUUGUGUGUGUGUGUGUGUGUGUGUGUGUGUGAGUGCUAAUGACAGAAGGCGAGACGUGACAAAUGGGGAGAGUGUUCUAAACUUUUUGUGACCAAUGAUCUUUAAACAGUUGUACUCCAUCUAAUAUUCACUGAAGCAAAGUCAGUGGAUUUCUGUUCGCUUUUCUUUUGAUGAGUUGUCCAUCAACGUCCCUCCUGUUACUGUUAGAGGGUAGAAGGUAUCAGUGUAGUUUUUCAAGUUUACAUGGCAGAAACAGAAUAACACUGCAUUGUUUAACAUUGCAGCUUGAAUAAAAUGCUGUGCAUUGAACUUGUCUGGGGCGGCACGGUGGUGUAGUGGUUAGCGCUGUCGCCUCACAGCAAGAAGGUCCUGGGUUCGAGCCCCGGGGCCGGCGAGGGCCUUUCUGUGUGGAGUUUGCAUGUUCUCCCCGUGUCCGCGUGGGUUUCCUCCGGGUGCUCCGGUUUCCCCCGGGUGCUCCGGUUUCCCCCACAGUCCAAAGACAUGCAGGUUAGGUUGACUGGUGACUCUAAAUUGACCGUAGGUGUGAAUGGUUGUCUGUGUCUAUGUGUCAGCCCUGUGAUGACCUGGCGACUUGUCCAGGGUGUACCCCGCCUUUCGCCCGUAGUCAGCUGAGAUAGGCUCCAGCUUGCCUGCGACCCUGUAGAAGGAUAAAGCGGCUAGAGAUAAUGAAUGAAUGAAUGAAUGAACUUGUCUGGGUUUGGUUUUAACUGAUUUGUAUUCAAAAUGAGCAUAUAUUUUUCAAAAAAGAAUAAAAUCUGUUUCAAUGUU